UAUUAACUCCGCUGUUGUUGUCUGUUUGUCCCGAAAUGUAGGCAGCUUCGCAGCCACUGCCAUCACGAGUGGAAGUCCCGUCACAUUCGAUCACGCACACUCCUCCUGCGAAGGCCAGCAGCCUCUGCUUCUGACUCGCGUCAAUGGCGUCGCGAUGCUUGCUCUUGCAGCUCCCCGCUUCGCCCGCUCCGUGCCCCGACCUCCGUCAACCGCGUCCUCCUUCACUUUCCCGCCAAAACCCGAUCACCUUCUCUAACGCGAUCGGCGGUUCGAAGCUGCUGCGGUCCGAGCUUCCCACGAGGAAUCGGAGCGAGGCGUCUCGCCGCUUCCCCCGCGUCGGCGGUCGGGGCCCUGACUCGAUUCGGGUAGUGACGGUCAGAUCUCAGUUGAAUUACCCUCUCAUUUCGCCUCACGAUAAAUGGGGCAGCUGGACUGCUCUCUUCGCGGCCGGCGCUUUUGGCAUCUGGUCCGAGAAGACCAAGAUUGGGAGCACUUUGAGUGGGGCCCUGGUGAGCACUUUGGUUGGUCUUGCCGCCAGCAAUUUGGGGAUCAUUUCAUGCGAAGCUCCGGCUUAUAAAGUCGUAUUGGAGUUUCUACUCCCUUUGGCUGUCCCCUUGCUGCUGUUUAGGGCUGACCUGAGCCGCGUGAUCCAGUCUACUGGGAAACUUCUCUUGGCUUUCUUGCUUGGAUCAGUUGCCACCACGAUUGGGACUGUAGUGGCUUACUUUUUGGUGCCAAUGAGAUCACUGGGGCAAGAUAGCUGGAAGAUAGCUGCUGCACUUAUGGGAAGACAUAUUGGUGGAGCUGUCAAUUAUGUUGCAGUAGCUGAUGCUCUUGGUGCUUCCCCAUCAGUUCUAGCUGCUGGGCUAGCUGCAGAUAAUGUCAUUUGUGCAGUUUAUUUCGCUACAUUGUUUGCAUUGAGCACAAAAGUACCUCCAGAGUCUUCAUCUGGCGAUGGAGGAGAUUCUGUAAAUGGUGCUCUGGACACAGAAUCAGGACCUGAUGACAAGCUACCUGUUCUACAGAGUGCUACAGCCAUAGCUGUGUCCCUUGCCAUAUGCAAAGCAGGAAGUUUUCUCACGAAAUAUCUUGGUAUUCAAGGGGGUAGUUUGCCUGCCAUAACAGCUGUUGUUGUUAUUUUAGCAACUCUUUUUCCUACUCAAUUUGGCAAGCUGGCACCAUCCGGCGAGGCUAUGGCUCUGAUAUUGAUGCAGGUGUUCUUCACUGUCAUCGGUGCAAGUGGAAACAUAUGGAGUGUCAUCAAUACAGCGCCUAGUAUAUUUUUGUUUGCCUUUGUUCAGAUUACGGUCCAUCUUGCUGUGAUCCUUGGAUUAGGAAAGCUAUUUGGCUUUGAGCUGAAGCUGUUACUUAUUGCUUCAAAUGCGAAUGUUGGUGGCCCAACAACAGCUUGUGGAAUGGCAACAGCAAAAGGGUGGAGUUCUAUGGUCGUCCCCGGGAUUCUUGCUGGAAUUUUUGGAAUUGCAAUCGCCACUUUCCUGGGUAUUGGUUUUGGUGUAUCCUUUUUAAAAUUCAUGUGAACUGUAAAUUAUGUAGCAUUCAUAUCAGCUCCUGUUUAAAAUUCCCAGAUCAAAUGCCAAUUUAUCUCCUCUCUCCAUCAACUCUGCGACUUCUAGAUGUAAAUAAAAUAACUCUUCUUCUGCUCAUAUUCCAAUUUCAGUUGAAAGAACUUAUGCCCUACUUUAUCUCA
Messenger RNA from Rhodamnia argentea, 1708 nucleotides. RefSeq lists its product as uncharacterized. The transcript has 6 exons. The record is from RefSeq and is a predicted model, not a curated record. The coding region runs from base 144 to 1538 and encodes 464 amino acids. NCBI's taxonomy places the organism in Eukaryota, Viridiplantae, Streptophyta, Magnoliopsida, Myrtales, Myrtaceae.